Molecule: messenger RNA, 2125 nt
Organism: Truncatella angustata
Lineage: Eukaryota; Fungi; Ascomycota; Sordariomycetes; Amphisphaeriales; Sporocadaceae
Exons: 4
Coding region: 202-1977 (591 amino acids)
Biological process (GO): mRNA processing
Cellular component (GO): U2AF complex; nuclear speck; U2-type prespliceosome
Molecular function (GO): poly-pyrimidine tract binding; pre-mRNA 3'-splice site binding
Source: RefSeq, a predicted model, not a curated record
CAAGUCAUUGGAACUCGCGACCUUCAGCAAGCCAAAAUUUCAAAUCCAAACUCCAGCCUCAUCUGCAAGCAGCAAGCAGAUCCACAGUCGUAGCUUCAUAUUCCUGAAGCUCACGCAUUGCCCGGCACUUUUUACAUUACCAUCAUUGUCGCAUCCAGUGUUGUGUCGCGCUUGAGCUUGAAUCAAUUGCCGCAGCCAAAUAUGAACGGCGACAAUUACUCCUCGCGAGAUGGCCGACACGGCUCAUCUCGUGACUACCCGUCUAGAGAUGACAGGCGCGAUCGGGGCGAUCGGGGCGAUCGUGGGGAUAGAAGAGACCGCAGACGAUCACGAUCACCUAGACGUUCCCAUCGCGAGGGAAAUGAAGACUCGUAUGCUUCGAGUCGCAGCCACCGCGACCGCGAAAGGGAGGAUAGAUACGGUGGUGGCGGUGGCGGAGGUGGUGGUGCAGGUGGUGCUGGAGGCGGUGGUCGCGACAGAGAUUGGCGAGGAGGCGACAGAGACCGGGAACGGGAUCGAGGCGGCAGACGGGACCAUCGCCGCGACGAUGGCGGCCGACCCCCGCGACGAGACCGCGACUUGUUCGACGACAGGCGAGGCGGUGACAGACGCGACGGAGGAAGAGGACGCGACGGCGGAGCUGCCCCUGCCGCUGGGCGUGACAGAGACGAGGACCUGUUUGCGCAAAACCGACGUGGCCGCAGCGCCACCCCACCCCCCAAGAAGCGAGAGCCGACUCCUGACUUAACAAACGUCACCUCCGUCCUGAACAGGAAGCGCCGUAUGACGCAGUGGGACAUCAAGCCUCCGGGUUACGAGAACGUCACCGCAGAGCAAGCCAAGCUCUCCGGCAUGUUCCCCCUCCCCGGUGCACCAAGACAACAGCCCAUGGACCCCAGCAAGCUCCAGGCCUUCAUGAACCAGCCGGGUGGUGCCGUCAACAGUGCCGCUUUGAAGCCUUCCAACAGUCGCCAAUCGAAACGUCUACUCGCAUACAACAUUCCUGCGAACGCUACCGACGAGAGUGUCAUCAAUUUCUUCAACCUUCAGUUGAACGGCCUCAACGUCGUCGAGAGCACCGACCCCUGCAUCCUCUGCCAGAUAUCCCGUGACCACACAUUCGCAUUGUUAGAAUUCAGAAAUGCGUCCGAGGCAACCGUCGCUCUUGCCAUGGACGGUAUCUCUAUGGAGCCCGAUGAAGCAAUGGGCAACGGUGUGGCAAAUGGAAGCGGUCAUGGCCUCCAGAUCCAGCGGCCGAAGGACUAUAUCGUACCGGCGAUUGCUGAAGACGUACCUUAUGAGCCAGGUGUGAUAUCCAAGGUGGUAAUCGAUACCCCAAACAAGAUCAGCGUGACAAACAUUCCUCCUUAUCUCACCGAGGAGCAAGUCAUGGAGCUGCUGACAUCAUUUGGAGAGCUCAAGGCUUUCACUCUCGUCAAGGACGCUGGCACAGAGGAGUCAAGGGGCAUUGCUUUCUGCGAAUAUGUAGAUUCCGCCGCGACGGACAUCGCCGUCCAAGGCCUCCAUGGCAUGGCUAUUGGCGACAAGGCUCUCAAUGUGAAGAAAGCAAGUAUAGGCAUCACGCAAGUGGCAGGCGUCGAGAUGGGUGUGAAUGCCAUGUCCAUGCUCGCAGGUACUACGUCGACAGACCAGGAGGAAAGCAAAGUGCUGCAGCUUCUCAACAUGGUGACAGCAGAGGAGCUUUUGGACAACGAUGAUUAUGAGGAAAUCUGCGAGGAUGUUCGCGAUGAGUGUGCCAAGUUUGGCCAAGUUGUGGCAUUGAAAAUCCCCAGACCUAGUGGUGGAAGCAGGCAAUCUGCUGGAGUUGGCAAGAUCUUCGUCAAGUUCGACACUACGGAAUCAGCGAAGAAAGCCUUGAAUGCCUUAGCUGGUCGCAAGUUUGCUGAUCGCACCGUCGUCACGACAUAUUUCCCCGAGGUUAGUGAAGCCGGUCCUUUGGGACGUCUCAAACGCUGAGCAGGACAUAUUACUAAUGCCAAAUCUAGGAGAACUUUGAGGUCAGCGCGUGGUAGAAGCGUUAACGGGCACGUGGGAGCUUUUCACCAAUCACUUGACGAUCUGUUUGCAGUGGUUUCAUCGGGAUGGGAGGUAUUCCAGGAGUCAU